UCGAAAAAGCGCAAGUCGUUUUUUUUUUCACUCAGCGUAUUUUAUCGCACACAGUGCGAAGCCACGAACUUUUAGCUAUUACAAAACACAAGCAUCGUAGUUAUUUUAAUGAACUAUAAGGUUGCAGUCUACAAAUACACACAUAGGCCUAUCACGCUAUGAACUGAUUACGAAAUAAGCACUGUGAACUGAUUACGAAAUAAGCAGACAAACAAUUAUUGCUGGGGGCUUUCUUGAUGAGAGUAUUUUAUUACCCAAACAUUUCUUGGCAUUCUUCGGCCGUGUGUAAUCUGUGACAGAGAGGGGUGUCUUUUGAGGAAAAGAUGAUGUGCAUUCCUUGGAUGUAAGAGUGUAUGAGAUUUGGUACAUCUUUAUCUCUGAUUGAGAAUUACCUACCAAGAUGGCGGAUGAUGGCUCAACGGACACAGUGAAGAUAAUCGUCGGGGGGUUCAUGAUUUUUCAGACCAUUGCCGGAUUAUUUGGUAACUCCGUCAUCAUCAGGAUGUUCUGGACAUUCAAGCAGCUACGGACGCCUAGCAACAAUCUGCUACUAGUCCUUUCUAUUGCAAACAUAGGAAUGUGCUUGUGUAUGCCGUUCUCCACUGCGUCGACAUUCGCUGGCCAUUGGGUUUUCGACACGUCUGGAUGUAAAUUCUACGGCUUUGCGAGCAUGUUCUUCGGUCUGUCUGUUAUCGGCAUCCUGACUUGUCUCAGCAUUGACCGAUACCUUGUCGUCUGCCGAAGAUCACUCGCCUCUAUGUUAACCCAUGUCCAUUACAACUACAUGUCUCUGGCGGCCUACGUGAAUGCCCUGUUCUGGGCCAUCAUGCCGGUGUUUGGCUGGGCUCGUUACGAAGAGGAUCCCGGAAGUGGAUGCGCUCUAGAUUGGAACAGAGGGGGCGCUUCUUACAUCUCCUACCUCUUCACCCUCUUUGUGAUUAACUUCCUCGUACCGUUAAUAGUGAUGGUCACUUGCUUCGGUCGAGCACACGCCGUCAUGGUGAAGCGUGAGCAGGUACACGCUGCUUCCUCUGACAACGAUCUUACUCCCAUCAACUCCGACUGGGCUAACCAGAAACAAGUCACGAUGCUUGGCGUCGCCCUGAUCGUCGUCUUCCUGUUUACAUGGUCCCCCUUCGCCAUCAUCUGCAUCUGGGGUGCCAUAGGAGACCCACACAACGUCCCCCACUGGUUUGCAGUCAUAGCCCCCUUCGCAGCAAAAUGGUCACAGGUUCUAAACCCCCUCAUGUUCGUAAUGUUCAUCAAGAGGUUUCGCGAUUACACCCUGGUGAUUCUGUGCUGCAAGACGCACGUGGAGACCAUCGAACUCACGCAGCAGACUACCAGUGACCAACAAGCGGUCGAGCGUGCGCUGUGACGUCAUUACUAAGCCGCCGGUUUGAAUUUGUUUCCAUGUAGCAGUUCUCACUGCAACGUCACAUCCCGAGUUUUUGCCAACUGAGGUUGGAAAACUACAGAAAAGCCAUAAAUGCAAAUUAAAACAGACAGCUACUGUUUUUCACAAUGUUUGACACACAAUUUAAACAUAGUGUUGAACUGGUUGGAAACAAAGUACACAGUAAUGGGAGGUAUUUUAUUGAAAGUUUGCAUAACAUAUUGAAUUAUUUUGGUUAAAACAUGUUUAACACGAUUGAGUGUUUUACUAACAAACGGCCGUCCAUGCCAACCAGCUAUGUUUGUUUAUCAACAAUUGGAAAGGUCUGUAAGCUUAUCAAUCGUGGGUGUUUUUUCCAAUAUUUUCCGAAAUCUGACUCACAAAAAAUUGAGACCAACAAUCUGCACUUGUUAUUUCACGGUUGAUUGCACACAAAGACCCGUUUUGCGACUAUUUUGCAAGCUCUAUACCAACCCUGUACCUUUCAGAAAAAAAUAAUUCAAAGUGGGUGUAUCAUUUGAAUUUCCAUCGUAGGCGUUUUGUUUGAUUGUGUUUUUUUGUGAUUUUGUCUGUCUGUUUGUUUAUUGUUUUUUUUUUCUAGGGGCGGGGUAAGGGUUUUGCUGUUGUCGGUUUGUUUUCCCCUCAAGGAAGAGGAAACUCAUAUGACGUCACAAUUUGCGAAGUCACGAACAAAGUGACUUAAAACAAAAACACGUUUGGUUACGAGUGUGUUUUAUUAAUUCAUUUAGUUUUUUAUUAAUAUUAUACGACCGUAAGCCAGUUCUGCAUAUUAACUAGACACUGACACACGACUUACUUCCACAUAAUGAAUAAGUAUUUUUUUUGCAAAACAUCUUUUUCUUUCCACAUAGGGAUAAAGUAUUUAUAAAGGAAUAUUAAAUUAAUUUACAGACCAAUAUUGGGAAUUUGUAUACAGAAAGUUAUCUGUGUCUCGUAUACACAGAUCAAAACAUGUAAAGUUUCUUAAAACGUUUGAAUUAUUAGCAAUUCAAAUUUAAACACAUACAUAAAGUCAAUAUUGACUGCUCAUGUGACACAACACAAAUCUCAGCAUUAUCUUUGAUGUUUUUUAAAUUAUAUCAAUUUACCAUCUUUAGAUAAAAUAUAAAUUAUUAAUAUUGAUUAAAUAUUGAUUAAUAUCUACGUUUAAAGGGUCUAUGUACUUUUUGUAGGACAAAAAACACAAUUUCCACAGAUUUACAUUAAACUUGCACA
Molecule: messenger RNA, 2632 nt
Organism: Asterias rubens (European starfish)
Lineage: Eukaryota; Metazoa; Echinodermata; Asteroidea; Forcipulatida; Asteriidae
Product: visual pigment-like receptor peropsin
Exons: 6
Coding region: 401-1378 (325 amino acids)
Biological process (GO): visual perception; G protein-coupled receptor signaling pathway
Cellular component (GO): membrane; photoreceptor outer segment
Molecular function (GO): G protein-coupled receptor activity
Source: RefSeq, a predicted model, not a curated record